Messenger RNA from Conger conger (European conger), 5183 nucleotides. It is a transcript of the gene sorcs3a, whose product is annotated as sortilin related VPS10 domain containing receptor 3a. The record is from RefSeq and is a predicted model, not a curated record. NCBI's taxonomy places the organism in Eukaryota, Metazoa, Chordata, Actinopteri, Anguilliformes, Congridae. The transcript has 28 exons. Gene Ontology annotation, cellular component: membrane. The coding region runs from base 188 to 3940 and encodes 1250 amino acids. Gene Ontology annotation, molecular function: protein binding.
UUCAGCUCCUCCCCUACGUGGUGGCACACUUGAUCGGCUCCUGGAACGUGAACAGUUUGGCUGAAAAGCACUUUUCUAAAAAAUUCCAGGCAACACGGGCUACGGUAACAAUCGCUGUACUUCGGAAGAGUUGCUUAGUUCCUCAGUCGCUGUAAAAGGUUUUCGGGAUAACAUUCCUACCACAACGAUGGAUACUGGGGUUGGCUUGCACCCAGGCUUGCACUUAGCUCUGUGUACCUGGCUUUUGAUCUCCACUCAAAUUCAGUUAAUUGCCAAGGCUGAGAUAAGUUGCGCAUCGUGCGGUUCGCCAGUUAAACUAAACCGGGAGGAAUUACAACUGGACAAGCGCGUGGACUUGGUGAAGAGGCGAACAACACUCCCAAAAGAGAUCCGCAAGGAAUCUCAACGAUCCACAGACCUUAGCUCUGAGACAGGAGUUGCUGUUGGAGCAGCGGGUUUUGUCGAGGAUGUGGACAAAUCGGAUAAGGAUGUAAGCACGGAUGGAGUUGACAUGAAAGUAUCCCCCGAUGGUUCGCCUCAGGUCAGUGAAAAAGUAGCACGAUCAAAUUAUGCAAUUAUCAAGGAGGGGAACAAAUUAAGCGAGAUUGAUUCAAAGGAUACGGUUCAAAGGCAAAAGCGGAGUGGACCAGAACUAUCCGAAUUAAGCGAAGGAGUGAGAACCACUAGCGCCCUUCACGACGGAGCGCCGUCGGAUGACAGAAUCACAGGUCCAUUUCUGGACGGAGAGAGACUAAGCAGGCCCGAAGUGAGGUGGAACAGGGAUGAUGGAAAAGUGCAGAAUCCAAGACAAGAUGAGCCGAAACUAACCAGCACCACUUUCGCCUUGACGGGAGAUUCCGCUCACAAUCAGGCAAUGGUGUUCUGGUCUGGCCACAACAGCAGUGUCAUUCUGAUCUUGACCAAACUGUAUGACUUCAACCUGGGAACAGUCACCGAAAGCUCUUUGUGGAGGUCGACAGAUUAUGGAACCACCUAUGAGAAACUGAAUGACAAAGUUGGGCUGAAGAGAGUGUUGAGCUACCUGUACGUCUGUCCUACAAACAAGAAAAAGAUAAUGGUGCUGAGCGACCCAGAGCUGGAGAGCAGCAUCUUUAUCAGCACAGACGAAGGCGCCAGCUAUCAGAAAUUCCGUAUGAACUUCUACAUUCUCAGCUUGCUGUUUCAUCCGACGCACGAAGACUGGGUCCUGGCCUACAGCCACGACCAAAAGCUGUACAGCUCGAUGGACUUUGGAAGAAAAUGGCAGUUUGUCCAUGAAAAUGUGACUCCAAACAGAUUUUACUGGUCGAUAAUGGGGCUGGACAGGGAGGCAGACCUGGUGCACAUGGAGCUCCACACCGCUGAUGGACGUGCUCAGUAUAUAACAUGCAAAGCUCAAGGAUGCACGGAGUCGAGCAGAAAUCACCCUUUCCCAGGAUACAUCGAUACCAACUCCCUUGUGAUUCAGGAUAACUAUGUGUUCAUUCAGGUCACUGCAGCAGGAAGGGCCAGUUACUACGUAUCCUAUCAGAGAGAACCGUUCAUGCGUAUUAAACUCCCUAAAUACUCCCUUCCGAAGGACAUGCACAUCGUCAGUACGGAUGAGAACCAGGUCUUCGCUGCUGUGCAGGAGUGGAAUCAGAACGACACGUAUAACCUCUAUAUAUCAGACCCGCGGGGGAUCCACUUCACUCUGGCCCUGGAGAAUGUCAAAACCAGUAAGGGACUGGAAGGAAACAUCAUGAUCGACCUGUAUGAGGUAGCAGGGAUUAAAGGAAUGUUCAUAGCCAACAGAAAGCUUGAGAACCAAGCGAAGACGUACAUCACCUACAACAAAGGCAGAGACUGGCGUCUACUACAGGCUCCAGCUGUAGACCUCACUGGCAAUGAGAUCCACUGCGUUCUGCCAUUUUGUUCCCUGCAUCUUCACCUGCACAUGCCCGAGAACCCGUACACUUCCGGAAGCAUGGCCAGCAGGAGCUCCGCUCCCGGGAUCAUCGUUGCCACCGGUAACAUUGGAUCAGAGCUUUCAUUCAGUAAUAUUGGAAUGUACAUAUCUUCAGAUGCUGGGAAUAACUGGAGACAGAUUUUUGAGGAAGAGCACAGUAUAUGGUUUCUGGAUAAAGGAGGGGCCCUGGUUGCAGUCAAACAAGCAACUGUACCAGUUAGGAAUAUCUGGGUAAGCUUUGAUGAAGGAAGACAGUGGAGUAGGCACAGUGUCUCUUUAGUGCCUCUGUACGUGGAUGGAGUCCUCAUAGAGCCUGGCAUAGAGAAUCAGAUAAUGACAUUUUUUGGACACUUCAGUCACCGUUCUGAAUGGCAGCUGAUAAAAAUAGACUACAGGUCCAUUUUCACCAGGAGAUGCACAGAGGGAGACUAUCAGACCUGGCACCUCCAUAAUCAGGGUGAGCCUUGUGUAAUGGGAGAGAAGCAGAUCUACAUGAAACGGAGGCCAGGGAACCGUUGCAUGCUGGGACGUGACUAUGCCAGAAUUCUAUCCGCGGAGCCAUGUAUCUGCAAAGCCUCUGAUUUUGAAUGUGAUUAUGGAUAUGAGCGUCGGACAGAUGGGAACUGUCUUCCAGCUUUUUGGUUUAACCCUUCUAUGGUAUCCAGAAGUUGUAGUCAUGGGCAAAACUACCUCAACAGCACUGGGUACCGUAAGGUGGUCUCCAAUAACUGCACGAAGGGGGUGAAGGAGAUGUACGCGGCCAGGAAGCAGCAGUGUCCGAACCUGGCCCCCCGGGGCCUCCAGCUCGACACCCGGGAGGGCCGGCUGACUGCCACUCUCGGCAGCAAUGUUACGUUCCUCGUGCACCUGGAAGAAGGGGACUCCAUGAGGACCAACAUCCAGCUGGAUUUUGGGGAUGGGACUGCAGUCUCCUACUCUAAUCUCAGCUGGAUCGAGGACGGCAUCCGACACGUCUACAGAACGGCGGGGAUUUUCAGAGUGACGGCGCUCGCAGAAAACAGCCUCGGGUUUGACAGCACUACCCUCUACUUGCACAUAACGUGUCCAGUAGAGCAUGUCCACCUCCUGGCUCCAUUCGUUACCAUCAGGAACAAGGAAGUCAACAUCACUGCUGUCGUCUGGCCCAGCCACUCCAGAACCGUUACCUACUUCUGGUGGUUUGGGAACAGCACUGAGCCAAUAAUAACGUUGGAUGGAAGCAUCGCACACACCUUUCAGACAGAGGGCAUGACAUCUGUUACAGUACAGGUGUCUUCUGGGGACAUCAUAUCCCAAGACACAAAGACAAUCGCAGUUCAAGAGUUUUUCAAAUCGCUGCUUUUAUCUUUCUCCCCUAAUCUGGAUGAAUACAACCCUGACAUUCCCGAGUGGAGACAAGAUGUUGGCAGGUUGAUUAAGAAAGCCCUGUUGCAAGUGUCUGAGUUUCCUGAGGAGCAGCUCCUGGUGGCAGUGUUCCCUGGUUUACCUACCGCUGCUGAACUUUUCCUUCUGCCAAACAAGAAUCAGUCAGAAGGAAAGAAAAAAAUUGAGGAGGAUCUUGAUCAAAUAUCAGAGAUUCUGGUGAGUGCCCUGAACCAAAAUCUGGUUGAUUUUGAACUGAAACCUGGGGAUCGAGUAAUCGUCUAUAUCACACAGUUAACUUUGGCUCCCCUGGUCGACUCCAGCCAGAGACACAGUAGCUCGGCCAUGUUGAUGCUUCUCUCUGUCGUGUUUUUGGGCUUAGCCGUCUUCUUGAUCUACAAGUUCAAAAGAAAAAUCCCAUGGAUCAAUAUAUAUGCAGAGGUUAACCACGAGAAAGAGCAGGAGAUGAUCGGCUCAGUCAGUCAGAGCGAGAGCACACCGAAAAUAUCACUCAGUGAGUUCCCCACUCCCAAGGAGCUCUUAGAGAAGGACAUGGACGUCAGGGUUACAGGAGGCAUGGGAAAUGUAUGCGAGAGCACAAGGGAAAUCCCCAACUGCACGAGUGUCUAAAAUGGGGGAUGUGUGUGUACAGACGUAUCGCCAUUUUGAAGGCACACUCUGCGGGUGGUGCCGUUCAAGAUGCAGCGAUCGGGAAGGCCAUUGCCACUCAUUGUUCCCCGCAAGACAUCCUGCUUUUCGAUUGGUCAGUGGUUUCCACUCUGCAUGGCCUACCGUGCCUUUGAAAGAUUAAAAGAAUAAAAAGCCCAUAUAUUUCCGUUAAAUCCAUCAUACAGAAUAAUACUGGUUAAACCCUGGAUAACACUACCUCUUUCAAAUAUGAUUAAACAAGUGCUUUUCAUUGUAAUAAACUUGAAUUUUUACUCAACAUAGUGGUACACAACAUUGCAACACACAUAUCUACAAAGCUUGCUUUUGGUUUUUUAGAUGGAAGUGGACACAUUUCAUGGGUCAUUUGUAAGUCCGUAUGAAUUCAUUCUGGCCAGUUCCAAUGGUCAUAAUAUAUUAAAUAAUUCAUGGUUCCAAAAUGACUGUGUCCAAAUGGCCACAUAACGUCCAGCUAUAAAUGAAUGUAUCUGUACUAGGCCUACGUGGUAUAAUACAAAUUAUAUAAUAUAUUUUGUAUUAUAUAACUGAACAAGUAUUUUAAUUAACUGUCAUUCACUAGUGUUGAUGUGCUUUUUAAAAGUGUUUUAAAGUGUUAAAAUGGCCUUGAGAAACGACCACUACUGUUUUCUCAAGCAGCAACAGUGAAACUGACACAUCAGCAUUAGUGAAGUGAAUCUAAUGUUUAAACAUGACUUAAUAUUGUUAGCAUUUUUCUAGUGGUGAUUAGUUGAUUUAUGUGCAAAGACAUGACUCAUUGCAUGGACCUUGAGUAGUUCAGCGAUUUGUUUUGGAUGUCCAGCUCAGUUCAGAGAGUUUAGCUGUUCCUUCGAUAGGAUAUAUUAAAUACUUAAGUUUAAGUUUUUAUCAGUGCAAUCAUUGUAGGUAAACUGUAUUUUCACAUGGAAUAAUGUCUUGAUCUUUAUAUGUAAUUUGAAAUACACAAAUGUAAUUUGAAGUUAUUCCAGUACAUGUCAACCGUGAUAUUAUAUUUCUGUUGAGCUUCAAUACAUCUGUUCAAAUGUGUAAUGUAAAAUGUAAUUCAGACAUGUUGGACAUUUGAUCUAUACAGUUGGAUGCUUAAUAUUAAUUAAAUAUUUGUGUUUCAAGAGGCUUCUAGUAAUUUCAAUAUUCAUUUGACAGAAUAAGAUACUAUUUAAUAAACACUUGUUUUAAAGUACAUAAGCAA